UCUCUGUCCCCCCUCCAUAGCGUGAAUGCAUCUCUGUUCAUGUCGGACAAGCUGGAGUUCAGAUUGGCAAUGCAUGCUGGGAGCUUUUCUGCUUGGAACAUGGCAUCCAGCCGGAUGGGACCUUUCAGAACCAGCCCAGCAAGUUCACUGACGACGACUCUUUCACUACAUUCUUCAGUGAAACACGGUCAAGGAAGCAUGUGCCACGGGCGGUCAUGGUGGACCUGGAACCCACCGUUGUAGAUGAAGUGCGGGCAGGCACAUACCACCAGCUUUUCCACCCAGAACAGCUGAUUACCGGCAAGGAAGAUGCCGCUAACAACUAUGCCCGUGGUCACUACACAAUUGGCAAGGAGACCAUCGACAUAGUCCUGGAUCGCAUUCGCAAACUGACUGACUCCUGCUGCGGCCUACAGGGAUUCCUGAUUUUCCACAGCUUCGGUGGGGGCACGGGCUCCGGCUUCACCUCCUUGCUGAUGGAGCGCCUGUCCGUGGACUACGGCAAGAAGUCCAAGCUGGAGUUUGCCAUCUAUCCGGCCCCCCAGGUCUCCACCGCAGUGGUGGAGCCCUACAACUCCAUCUUGACCACCCACACCACCCUGGAGCACUCCGACUGCGCCUUCAUGGUGGACAACGAAGCCAUCUACGACAUCUGCCGCCGCAACCUGGACAUCGAGCGCCCCACCUACACCAACCUGAACCGUCUCAUCAGCCAGAUCGUCUCCUCCAUCACCGCCUCCCUGCGCUUCGACGGCGCCCUCAACGUGGACCUGACCGAGUUCCAGACCAACCUGGUGCCCUACCCUCGCAUCCACUUCCCGCUGGUGACCUACGCGCCCAUCAUCUCCUCCGAGAGGGCCUACCAUGAGCAGCUCUCCGUGGCGGAGAUCACCAGCUCCUGCUUCGAGCCCAACAACCAGAUGGUGAAAUGCGACCCCCGCCACGGGAAGUACAUGGCCUGCUGCAUGCUGUACCGGGGUGAUGUCGUGCCCAAAGACGUCAACGUGGCCAUCGCUGGGAUCAAGACGAAGAGGACCAUCCAGUUUGUUGACUGGUGCCCAACUGGAUUCAAGGUUGGCAUCAACUACCAGCCUCCCACUGCAGUCCCCGGGGGUGACUUGGCCCAAGUUCAGAGAGCUGUUUGCAUGCUCAGCAACACCACCGCGAUCGCCGAGGCCUGGGCGCGGCUGGACCACAAGUUUGACCUGAUGUACGCCAAGCGGGCUUUCGUACACUGGUACGUCGGCGAAGGCAUGGAGGAAGGAGAGUUUGCCGAGGCCCGAGAAGAUUUAGCAGCUCUGGAGAAAGACUACGAGGAAGUCGGCAUGGAUUCCGUAGAAGAGGAAAACGAUGCGGAAGAAUUUUAA
Euleptes europaea (tarantolino) is the source of this 1367-nucleotide messenger RNA. RefSeq names its product tubulin alpha-8 chain. The record is from RefSeq and is a predicted model, not a curated record. Gene Ontology annotation, molecular function: GTP binding; structural constituent of cytoskeleton. The transcript has 4 exons. NCBI's taxonomy places the organism in Eukaryota, Metazoa, Chordata, Lepidosauria, Squamata, Sphaerodactylidae. The coding region runs from base 216 to 1367 and encodes 383 amino acids. Gene Ontology annotation, cellular component: cytoplasm; microtubule. Gene Ontology annotation, biological process: microtubule cytoskeleton organization; mitotic cell cycle.